GCUGCCACAACAAAGAUGGCUGAGGUGGAGGUGCUGUCUCGUGGGUAUCUUCAAAGCUUUGCCCAUGCCCUGGGUGCACCAGAACCUGCGCUCAGACUCCUCAUAUCAAUACUGAUAGGUUACCCAUUAAUGCUAAUUCAUCGGUACACCUUGUACUGCAAGCGUCCUUGGAUGCAACACCUGUAUUUCAUUACAACUGGAGUUAGCAUUGCUCUUUUUAACUAUGGUGAGAAUGUAAUGCACUCAGCUGUGUGUGUUAUAGUGACAUGGCUUUUACUUCAGUUUAUAAGUGGCACUCUCAAGUCUGUCAUUAUUUCUUUCAUCUUCCAGAUGACAUAUCUUCUUGUUGGUUACUACAUGACAGGAACAGACACAUACGACAUCAAAUGGAGUAUGCCUCACUGUGUGCUGACUUUACGACUCAUUGCACUCACUUACGAUGUAUAUGAUGGAAGGAAAGAUCCUGAAAAAUUAUCAAAUGACCAACAGAAAACGGCCUUACCAUAUACACCAACAUUAGUAGAAAUUGCAGCUCACACAUACUUCCCAGCAUCUUUUAUGGUUGGCCCACAGUUCUCGAUGCGACGGUACCUCGAUUUUGUCAAGGGGACGUUAGUUGGAUGUGAACUUCCACCAUGUUUGGUGCCCGGCCUUCUUCGUGGUGGAUCAGGUCUAGUUUAUCUUGUUGUCUAUCAAGUGGGAAUCAGCUGGCUACCUGAUACAUUCCUCUCUUCACAAGAAUAUUAUGAUAUGCCAGUGUGGCAGCGUCAUGUGAUGGUGGGACUCUGGGCUAAGAUUACUCUCUACAAAUACAUUUCCUGCUGGUUAAUUGCUGAAGGAGUUUGCAUUGUAUCAGGACUGGCUUUCAAUGGCCGGAAUUCAGCUGGAGAUAUGCUGUGGGAUGGCUGUAGAAACGUUAAUAUCCUCCUCUGGGAAGGGUCUACCCAAUUUGGCCAUCUCAUUCAAUCCUUCAAUACAAACACCAAUGCCUGGGUAGCUCAAUACGUCUAUAAGAGAUUGCGAUUCCUGAAUAACCGCUACAUCUCUCAAAUUCUGGCACUAAUAUUCCUGGCAGUAUGGCAUGGUCUGCAUUCUGGAUAUUAUGCCUGCUUCUUCAUGGAGUUUGUCAUCAUGAAUUUUGAAAGGGAUAUUGCCAGUUAUGUGAGUCAGUAUCCACGAAUCAUCUCGUUACUCAAUGCUGGUCCAUUAAAGUACAUCAAAUUUGUUGUCUUGAAGUUAUAUGUUAUCAUUUUCAUGGGCUACUCUUUAGGACCUUUUGCUUUGCUCAAACUACACAGGUGGUGGAACUUGUACGUUUCGUUGUACUUCUCAGGACAUGUGGUGUUUGCUUGUUGGCCUCUUUAUGCUCCUGUAGUUAAAGCAUUAAUAAAAACCAUUGGUGGGGAGAGAGUGAAAGUUGAUAAAGGUAAACAAAAUUAGCUACAAUGAUUAUGCAAAUAAAAAAAUCCAUGGGAAAAACUUUAUCUGUUAGUAGCCGUUUUGAGGUAGGAGAGUUAACAUGCAUCUUAAAGGCAUUUUAAGAGCUGGGACAAAAUAUUUGUAAAAACUGUGUGUGUGUGUGUGUGU
Cherax quadricarinatus is the source of this 1587-nucleotide messenger RNA. NCBI's taxonomy places the organism in Eukaryota, Metazoa, Arthropoda, Malacostraca, Decapoda, Parastacidae. The record is from RefSeq and is a predicted model, not a curated record.